Molecule: messenger RNA, 3769 nt
Organism: Tupaia belangeri chinensis (Chinese tree shrew)
Lineage: Eukaryota; Metazoa; Chordata; Mammalia; Scandentia; Tupaiidae
Gene: AKAP1
Product: A-kinase anchoring protein 1
Exons: 11
Coding region: 212-2845 (877 amino acids)
Cellular component (GO): membrane; mitochondrion
Molecular function (GO): RNA binding; protein kinase A regulatory subunit binding
Source: RefSeq, a predicted model, not a curated record
GCUCACUCAGCGCCCCCCUCAGGAUGAAGGUAACAGCCUUGUGAACCCUGGGCCUGGGCUGAGACCACCACAUCUGAGGCAUGGCUCCAGCACUCUGAUUCCUGGCACCAGCCAUGCUGCUGAGGAGUGGCCCAGGCUUACCAUCGCCCUCAGCCCUCAGUGGCAGCGCCAAUCACUGCCCAGCAAGGUGUAAUUACUUCAAGUCUCCAGAAUGGCAAUCCAGUUCCGUUCACUCUUCCCCUUGGCGUUGCCUGGCAUGUUGGCACUCCUUGGCUGGUGGUGGUUUUUCUCUCGUAAAAAAGACCAGGUCAGCGACCAUGAUGAGAAGGCGGAGGCCUGUGCUGUGGAGCUGAGGGCUGACUCUGCCGUCAAGGAACCACUCUCCAUGGAAGAUGCCUGUCCCAGGGGAGAGUCCACAACCCCCAAUGUCACACAGCCACCAGAUAAAGAAACGCCCACUGCAAGCAAGCCUUCCACAGAGCCCCCCACCUUGCUGCGCACACACCCGGGCUGUCGCAGAUCAGAGUCCUCAGGCAGCCUUCCUCAUGCCACAGACACCAGACCACGACCAGGAACACGCAAAGAUGACAGUGCAAAGCUGGAACUAGCCCUGAUAGGUGAUGAAGCCAAAUCUGUCCCUUUGGAGUAUCCCCUCCCAUCCCCGAAAGCUGCACCAUUCUCCCACGAGGCAUCUGAGAUGUGUAAGCAGGAGCCCAUGUUUGGCAGGACAUCAGGGAGGGGCCGGCCAGGCCAGUCUGUGGCCCUUGCAGAGAAGCUCGGGCCUGGGGAGAAAGCAAGGGAGACAGGGGGUACUGAAGGGACUGGGGAUGCAGUAUUGGGGGAAAGCAUGCUUGAGGAAGUUCUGUUGUCCCAGGAGCAAGCCUUGGAAUUGGAGAACAGCAAAGCACUCAGCCUUGCCUCCUUGGGAGGAGGGGGAGAAGAGGGGAGGGGCAGCCCAGCCCAGGCUGUUGGGCCAGGGCAGAAGGAGGAGUAUGCAGUCGGGAAAUUGUUAAGUAGCUUCAUUGAGUCGGCUCACAUGGAACUGGCUAAGGAUGAAGAGAUACCAGCACCCCGGGUCAGAGGUGACAAGGCCAGGGACAGAGACCUCGUGGGAGAAUUGGGCAGAGAGGAGACUUUGGAGAAAAAUGAGAAGAUUGAGCAGGCUGCCUUCGAGAUCAUCUCCAAGGUGAUCCUGGAAGCAACCGAAGAGGUGCUGGCCACCACGGUGGGCAAGUUAGCGGGCCGCAUGUAUCAGGCCACGGCCAGUCAGCUCCAUGAGCAGGAGCAGAGCACUGCCCCAGGCAGCCAGAAAACUGUCCUGGGGCAAGCCGCCGCAGAAACCACUCCGGCCACGGCAGAGGCAGCCUCAGGCCCAUCAGACACUGCCGUCCUCUCACCAGCCCAGCCAGCAGAGGACCUGCCAUCACCAAAGACCUACGUGAGCUGCCUGAGCAGCCCUCUGAGCAGUCCCACCAAGGACAGUAAGCCAAAGAACUCCGCACACCACAUUGCCCUGGUGCCCUCCACACCACCGGCCAGUCCCCUCCGGGAGUCGCUAGACCAGGCAAGCAUCCUGGUAGAAGAUGUUGCCUGUGUCACCUACGUGUCAGACAAUAGCCAGAGUGUCCCUUCAGUGGCCUCUUCAGGACAGUGCUCAGAUUCUGUCAGCACUUCAGGACUUGAAGACUCCUGCACAGAGACCAACUUGAGCCCCAGUGACAAGGCCAUCACCCUGCCGCUGCCAGAAAGUACUGUGCCCUUUAGCAAUGGGGUGCUGAAGGAGGAGUUGUCAGACUUGGGGGCUGAGGAUGGAUGGACCAUGGAUGCAGAAGCAGAUCAUUCGGGAGGUUCUGACGGGAACAGCAUGGAUUCAGUAGAUAGCUGUUGUGGCCUCCGGAAGACUGACAGUUUCCAGAAUGCCCAGCCAGGCUCCAACCCAAAGAAGGUCGAUCUCAUCAUCUGGGAGAUUGAAGUGCCAAAGCACUUGGUCGGUCGGUUGAUUGGCAAGCAGGGAAGGUAUGUGAGUUUUCUGAAGCAGACCUCUGGUGCCAAGAUCUACAUCUCAACCCUGCCUUAUACACAGAACAUCCAGAUCUGCCACAUAGAAGGCUCUCAGCAUCAUGUAGACAAAGCGCUGAACUUGAUUGGGAAGAAGUUCAAGGAACUGAACCUCACCAAUAUCUACGCCCCCCCAUUGCCUUCACUGGCGCUGCCUUCUCUACCGAUGACGUCCUGGCUCAUGCUCCCUGAUGGCAUCACUGUGGAGGUGAUUGUGGUCAACCAGGUCAAUGCUGGGCACCUGUUUGUGCAGCAGCACACGCACCCUACCUUCCACGCACUGCGCAGCCUGGACCAGCAGAUGUACCUAUGUUAUUCUCAGCCCGGGAUCCCCACCUUGCCUACCCCAGUGGAAAUCACAGUCAUCUGCGCUGCCCCUGGUGCGGAUGGGGCCUGGUGGCGAGCCCAGGUAGUUGCCUCCUACGAGGAAACCGAUGAAGUCGAGAUCCGCUACGUGGACUAUGGUGGAUAUAAGAGAGUGAAAGUAGACGUGCUCCGACAAAUCCGGUCUGACUUUGUGACUCUGCCAUUCCAGGGAGCAGAAGUCCUUUUGGACAGCGUGAUGCCCCUGUCAGAUGAUGACCACUUUUCACCAGAAGCAGAUGCAGCUAUGAGUGAGAUGACAGGGAACACUGCACUGCUUGCUCAGGUAACAAGUUACAGUCCAACUGGCCUUCCUUUGAUUCAACUGUGGAGCGUGGUUGGAGAUGAAGUGGUGUUGAUAAACCGGUCGCUGGUGGAGCGAGGCCUUGCUCAGUGGGUAGACAGCUAUUAUGCAAGCCUUUGACCCUGGCCCCCACAGCCACUUCUUGAGUCUUUUUUGCACCGUUGAAAUUGGGCUUGGUACUCAAGGCAAAGAUAUAACAUCAGAAUAACAAACGUUGUCUUCUCCCGAAAGUCCUUUUUUCCUCCAUACUGUGGUCCUAAUGCAAAGAUGUCUCUUCUCAGAAAAAAAGAAUAGAACUGUGAGUUCUUUUCAAAGCCAUAGGAUGGUGUUUAAUAAGCCAGUUGGCUUAACCUGGUUCUAAGCUAUUAAGAAAAAUUUUUUUGAAGAAAACCAUUGUCAACUAGGCCGUCCUAUCGCCCCUACCCUGUUCCAUUUCUCGCUUCUUCUUUCCCAUCUCCUUACCUACCCAAAACCAGACAUUAGCAGACAGGCCAAGGAAUGUGUGUUACUUGGUUAGAGUUUCUUUUGCUUCAGAAUCAUCAGGGAGCAAGACAUGAACUGACUAAUUGGUAUCAAUUACUUGUACAGCUUAAAUGAAUUGAUGGUAUCAAACCAGUUUUUAUAAACUUCAUCUAGGUCUAUAGGAACACAGACUUUUUUAACACAGGGGUAAACAGGAGGCAAUCAUUACACCUCUGGCCUCGUUUAAUGGGGAGGGAAGUGUUAUCCUGCCAAGCCUGGUUGUAAUUUGUAAGCAUUUUCUAUUUGUGCAAACUCUGUAAAUAUAUGUUUAAAAAAAUGUAAUAUUUUGUACAAGAUACACUGGAGAACAAAGGGAACUCAAGAUUUUUCCAUACCACAUGUCAGCUGUAAGUAAAAGUUCAUUGCAGUGUGCAGCCGCCCAUCCCAGCUCCUGUGCCAGGAGCUCCCAGACUUCCUGCAUCCUGGAUGGGGUGAUUGAAUGGCAAAGACUGUGAUCUGGGUAUUUUUUGCUGUACAAAUUUGUUUAAAAAAGAAAAAAAAAAAGUAACUCAUUGAAUUACC